AUAACCAACAUUCAGGCAUCUUACAUCAUCAUAUACUAUAAUUUCCAUACAGAAAAAAUACGCAUACAUACAUAUAUAUAAAAAGGAAGAAAUGAGGCAUUCCAUUGGAGUUUUAAGGCCAUGCAAAUUACAUGUCUCAAAGCAAGUGGGAGUCCUCACACUGACCCAGUACUAUGGCUCAGCUAAACCAAAGAGUCACGGCAAGAGGAUCACGAGGAUCAAGAGCUCGUGGAACCCGCUCGGGACCGGGUUGGACCGGUCCCAGGUUGCUGCGUGGCGGACCGAGCUGGGCGCCAGGUGGGCGGAGUAUCAGGGGAGGAACAACUGGGAGGGCCUGCUCGACCCGCUCGAGGACGGCCUGCGCGAGGAGAUCCUGCGCUACGGCGAGUUCGUCGACGCGACGUACCAGUCCUUCGAGUUCGACGCAGCGUCGCCCGACUACGCCUCGUGCCGGUUCUCCAGGUUCUCGAUGCUGGCCCAGUGCGGGCUUGGGGAGAGCGGGUACCGGGUGACGAGGAACCUGCGCGCCACGUGCGGAGUCCAGCUGCCACGCUGGCUCGAUCAAGCCGGGCCGAGCUGGGCCUUAACCCGGUCCAGCUGGAUCGGUUACGUGGCAGUUUGCAAUGACAAGGAGGAGAUCGCCAGGCUGGGACGCCGCGACGUGGUCAUUGCCCUCAGGGGCACCAUCACGUGCCUAGAGUGGCUCGAAAAUUUUCGUGCCAUGUUGACCUGCCUGCAAGAUCACGUGGGUCCUGAAAAUGAUGAGGCUAUGGUGGAGAGUGGUUUUUUGAGUUUGUACACAUCGCGGACCGCCACUUGUCCUAGUUUGCAAGAUAUGGUGAGAGAGGAGAUCGCAAGAGUCAUGCGAUCGUACGGUGAUGAGCCGCUUAGCGUGACUAUAGUGGGCCACAGUCUCGGUGCGGCUCUAGCCACGCUUGCCGCAUACGAUAUAACCACCACCUUCGAUCGUGCACCAAUGGUGACGGUUAUUUCGUUUGCGGGGCCGCGUGUGGGGAACCGUAGCUUUCGAACCCAGUUGGAGAAAAGUGGGGCCAAGAUUCUCCGCAUUGUUAACUCUGAUGACGUCGUCACUAAAGUGCCCGGUUUCGUGAUUGACAACAAUGACGUGGCAGAAGGAGAGGCUGUCCAAGUGGCGGGACUUCCAAGCUGGCUUCGGGAGCACGUGGAUUACAAGCAGUGGGUGUAUGCUGACGUGGGAAGAGAGCUUAGACUCAGUAGCAGGGGAUCACCGCACCUCUCCAAUGGAAAUAUAGCCACAAAUAUUGCUACGUGUCACGAUCUAAGGACAUACCUCAAGUUGAUCAACGGCUUCGUGAGCUCCACGUGUCCUUUGAAGGCCACCGCAAAGAGUGUGCUAGGAAGAGCGCAGCAGGAAAACCAACUACUGUUCAGAUGAUUUUAAUGGAUCUGAUCACUGGGUUUUUGUGGAAAUAAUUUUCUCAAUUGAUAUUCAAUAGGAGUAUAUGUUUGACCAAACCAUUUAAAUUGUACAAAAAUGGAUGAAAACUUAUUUGAGGCUCCCAAACA
Messenger RNA from Rhododendron vialii, 1548 nucleotides. Its product is annotated as phospholipase A(1) DAD1, chloroplastic. Gene Ontology annotation, molecular function: glycerophospholipase activity. The transcript has a single exon. Lineage: Eukaryota; Viridiplantae; Streptophyta; Magnoliopsida; Ericales; Ericaceae. The record is from RefSeq and is a predicted model, not a curated record. Gene Ontology annotation, biological process: lipid metabolic process. Bases 92 to 1417 code for a protein of 441 amino acids.